Camelina sativa (false flax) is the source of this 1255-nucleotide messenger RNA. Its product is annotated as putative complex I intermediate-associated protein 30. The record is from RefSeq and is a predicted model, not a curated record. Gene Ontology annotation, biological process: mitochondrial respiratory chain complex I assembly; mitochondrial electron transport, NADH to ubiquinone. Lineage: Eukaryota; Viridiplantae; Streptophyta; Magnoliopsida; Brassicales; Brassicaceae. Gene Ontology annotation, cellular component: mitochondrion.
ACCAAAACUCAUCCUUUGUCUUGAUGAUUUGUAUUUGUUUGUGCAGUUUCCUGUGGAAUUCUCAAGGAUAAUAUUCAAUUCUGGUUGAUUUUUGGUUUCUGUGAUCUUCUUUGGUCUUUCUUGUUUUUUGAGCCUAUGGGUUGCUUUGAUUUUACCAAUUCUUGUCUUCCAAGUGUUUGUUGAAAUGCCUCAAUGGGCAAAUGUAAGGUUUUUCAGGGAAUCCAUUAAUGGGUUCUUCUCAGUUUGAUUAUUCAAAAGAUCCUAGCUCCAUCUCCGAAUUCAGCUGCAGUAAAAUUUGUUUAUGUCUCUUCCAUGCAUAAAAUUAAUACAUCAUUGGGUUUUUGCGUUGUGCUUGAGUUUCCAAAGAGAUGAUCUUCCAUGACUCUCUUUUGAGUAGAAUUUGUGAUAAAGGAACCUCACAACUAUGUCACGGUUUAGAUCAUUGUGGCAAGCUUCGGUGAAUGCAACAAAGAAGGCUCUAACUUGGGAACUCGAAGAAUGGGUACCUCCUGUAGAGAAGUGUAUAUUCAAGUUCAACUCAAAAGAAGACCUUAAGACAUGGCACUUGUAUUCUGAUUCUGAAUAUGGAGGAUUAUCUUCGGCUUCCUUGGAAAUUAAAGAUGGAGGAAAUGGAUCAGAUUGCACUGGUGUUUUCUCUGGGAAUCUCUCUACGGAAAUGAGUGAAGGUUCAAAAUGGAAUAUCAGUCGGAGUGGUUUCUGUGGAAUGCGGUCGAAGAAGUUUGAUGGCUUUAUUGAUCUCGACGGGUAUGAUUCCAUAGCCCUGAGGCUCAAAGGAGAUGGAAGGUGCUAUAUCUCUAUUAUAUAUACCGAGAACUGGGUGAACUCGCCAGGGCAAGCAGAAGAUAACUCAUGGCAGGCUUUUGUUUUUGCUCCAAAGGGAAACUGGUAUACAGCUAAGGUUCCUCUUACUCGCUACUUACCAACAUGGAAAGGGAAUGUGAUAGAUGCAGAAAUGGAGAUGAAUCCAGGUCGUGUUGUGGGUAUGUCUCUAUCAGUUAACGCACAAGGAGGUGGUUUCAUUGGAGCUAAAUCAGGCGCAGGCGAUUUCCGAGUAGAAAUUGACUGGAUCAAAGCAGUGAGAAGGCCAUGAAGAUGAAGAAAAAGCUUUCUGAUGAACAAUUUGAGAAACCAUUAAAAAUAUACAAUAUGUUCUCUGGUUGACUAGUUUAACCGGGAUUUGGGUAAACCGUAUCCAAGUUGAUGAGCAAUAAUAAGGCUUAUGAAUUGACUUACA